AUGACUUUCACUCGUUUCAGUUGGCACCACGAGAUGUACGUCAGGUUAGCAACUUCUGGCAGUGUUGUCUUUGAAGUCGAUAUAAAGGUUGCCCGACAGCCUGAAGUGAUAAGCCAGAUGCUAGAUUAUGGGGAACCUGAAAUAGAAGGUGAGGGUGGACCAAUCCUCCUGCAAACAAUGAAUUCAAAUAUGGUCAGGAAAGUGCUGUAUUGGUGUGCAUAUCACAGAGACCGCGAUGAAAGCAAGGAACACCGGACGUGUGACGUUGCUAGCUGGGAGCGGGAGUUUUUCCGAAUUAGUGAAUCUUCUGUAUUUGACAUUCUUUUGACAGCUAGCUGCCUCGUCAUCAAGAAUCUUUGUGAAAUGUGUUGCCAAGUUAUUGCCAACUUGGCUAGGCGUGGAACACAUCCAGAAAUUCGUAGACUCUUCGAUGUUCCCUCUCAGGGCAUAAUGUUAAUGGACGUCCCACCUGAGGCCGCAGAUGUAGCCGCCACUGUAGAUUACGAGAAUGUACCUAUUUUGAAGGAGGUUUUUCAGCACUGUAUUUAUCACAAGGAUGGUCGCCUUCAAGAUGAUACAGAAGGCAAGAAACUUCGUACCUAUGAUAUUCUGUGA
Messenger RNA from Echinococcus granulosus, 615 nucleotides. Its product is annotated as S-phase kinase-associated protein. Bases 1 to 615 code for a protein of 204 amino acids. The transcript is spliced from 4 exons. The record is from RefSeq and is a predicted model, not a curated record. Gene Ontology annotation, biological process: SCF-dependent proteasomal ubiquitin-dependent protein catabolic process. Gene Ontology annotation, molecular function: cullin family protein binding. NCBI's taxonomy places the organism in Eukaryota, Metazoa, Platyhelminthes, Cestoda, Cyclophyllidea, Taeniidae. Gene Ontology annotation, cellular component: cytoplasm; nucleus.